Molecule: messenger RNA, 2955 nt
Organism: Octopus bimaculoides (California two-spot octopus)
Lineage: Eukaryota; Metazoa; Mollusca; Cephalopoda; Octopoda; Octopodidae
Biological process (GO): regulation of cytokine production; regulation of immune system process; negative regulation of transcription by RNA polymerase II
Cellular component (GO): nucleoplasm
Molecular function (GO): RNA polymerase II cis-regulatory region sequence-specific DNA binding; DNA-binding transcription repressor activity, RNA polymerase II-specific
Source: RefSeq, a predicted model, not a curated record
UCUUCUUCUUCCAAUAUAAACAAAAGUACGUGCUCCAGUUUGACAGUAACGGUACUGAUACCGUAAUUUUGCCAUUGAAUGGACAACCAACCAUUCUGCAUCGCGUUAUUUUAGUGGUUGCAUGGCACCACUGUCCCUCACCACAUAAACACACUAUACGAUCAUGUAAUCAGUAGAGGGUGGAGAUAUGCCACUGUAGAGGUGCGCUUCACAGCGGAGGAGGAAGCAAUAAAGCACUCCACAGAGGCAAUAUGGACAGAGGUAUGGGUGCUCUUGCCUUCGUACUGCGGUAAACGUGUGGCCAAGGUGCGAGUGAGUAAGGUGCCAGCCGAACUGAAACUUUAAACUCAUAAACGCACUAUACGAUCCUGUAAUCAGUAUAGGGAGGAGAUACCGGAAGUUGUGGUGGACUAGUAUCGAAGGAUCGCCCACAAAACUAAUUCCUUCAUCUCCGACAAGGCCAUAGCACCACCAUCACCAUUAAAUCACUUGUUCACAAUUAUGAAAACUCGUUUAUCAUAGCCAGAUGAUAACCAUGGUAGCUUUGUUUAUUUACAUCAAAAUAUUACAUUUUUUUGCUUUUAUUUACUAGAGAGUGGCGACUGUAGUCUUGUCCCUUGGCACUCUUUACUUCCGCUUCCGUUGCAAGCAUUGUAGAUGGCGAGAACAAAACGUGUUUUGUAUCUUUUGAGGGAAAUUUGGUGAAAUCAAAUCUAUUUUCACACUAAUUAUUGAUUUGUAUUAUAUUAUAACAGAACAUCAGACAACGUUGACAUAACAGAAGAAACAUCCUCCAUGUCUAGCAUUUUUUAAAAACUAAACGAAAUUAUUACCUGAAACAGAUGUAUCACAUUGUUUCUACAAAUAUGUGGAAGAAUUCCUAUGAAACAUUUAUGAACCAAAUUAGUCAUGUGCGCUGACAUAAUAUUAUUAGCCAAAUUUGUGAACAUCCCUGACUGGUGUGUGAAGAGGAGGAGAUUGUGUGCUAAUUAAAGUUGGAUAAAUUUAUGAAAGUGCUGCAAAAGGUUAACACUAGACAGAAAGAUUUGUAAGACUUAAAGUAUAAAAAGAAAAGCAAGAAAAAUAUAUAUUCUUGGAUUUGAGAGGAAAAAUCAUGGAAGAGAGUGAGAUGAUUGUAGAAUUGAUUUCCUCUGAACACGUAAUAAACAAGAUGAAAUCAUAUGACUGUGAUAUCUGUACAAAGUCCUGCCUUGAAGAAAGUGACCUACUUAAGCACAAACGUAUUCAUACAGGAGAGAAGCCUUAUCACUGUGAUGUCUGUGGUAAAUCAUUCUCUCAUAAUAGUGCCUUAACUACACACAAACGUAUUCAUACAGGAGAGAAGCCAUAUCACUGUGAUGUCUGUGGUAAAUCCUUUUCUCAAAGUAUUCACCUAACUGGACACAAACGUAUUCAUGCAGGAGAGAAACCAUAUCACUGUGAUGUUUGUGGUAAAUCCUUCUCUCAAAAUAUUCACUUAACUGGACACAAACGUAUUCAUACAGGAGAGAGACCAUAUCAGUGUGAUAUCUGUGGUAAAUCAUUCUCUCAAAGUGGUCACUUAUCUACACACAUACGUAUUCAUACGGGAGAGAAGCCAUAUCAGUGUGAUAUCUGUGGUAAAUCAUUCUCUGAAAAUACUGCCUUAACAAAACACAAUCGCUUUCAUACAGGAGAAAAGCCAUAUCAGUGUGAUAUCUGUGGUAUAUCAUACCCCCAUAAUAGUGCCUUAAUUAUACACAUGCGUGUUCAUACAGGAGAGAGACCAUAUCACUGUGAUAUCUGUGGUAAAUCAUUCUCUUCAAAAAGUGUCUUAACUAAACACAAACGUACUCAUACAGGAGAGAAACCACAUCACUUUGAUAUUUGUGGUAAACCAUACACAGCAAAUAUUGGGAGAACUAGACUCAAACAUAUUCAUUCAGGAGAGGAACCAAAUGACUGUGAUAUCUGUGAUAAAUCAUUCACUAACCGUAGUAGUGUUACUGCACAUAAACGUACUCAUACAGGAGAGAAGCCAUAUUAUUGUGAUACUUGUGGUAGAUCUUUCUCUGAAAAUACUGCCUUAACAAAACACAAACGUAUUCAUACAGGAGAGAAGCCAUAUCAGUGUGAUAUCUGUGGUAUAUCAUUCUCUCAGAAUAGUGUCUUAACUAAACACAAACGUGUUCAUACAGGAGAGAAGCCAUAUCGCUGUGAUGUCUGUGGUAAAUCAUUCUCUCAUAAUAGUAUCUUGACUACACACCAAUGUAUUCAUACAGGAGAGAAGCCAUAUCAGUGUGAUGUCUGUGGUAAAUCAUUCUCUCAAAGUAUUCACUUAACUGAACACAUACGUAUUCAUACAGGAGAGAAACCAUAUCACUGUCAUAUCUGUGGUAAAUCAUUCUCUCAUAAUAGUAACUUAGCAAAGCACAAACGUAUUCACACAGGGGAGAAACCAUUUCCCUGUGAUAUCUGUGGUAAAUCAUUUUCUCAAAGUAUUCACUUAACUGGACACAAACGUAGUCAUACAGGAGAGAAACCAUAUCGGUGUGACAUCUGUGGUAAAUCAUUCUCUCAUAGUAGUGUCUUAACUAAACACAAACAUAUUCAUAUGGGAGGGAAACAAUACUGUAAUAUCUGUAGUAAAUCAUUCUCUAAACGUAGUGAAUUAACUAGACACAAAUCUAUCCAUAUAGGAGAGAAAAGAAAAAAUUAGUAUUUAUAAUUUCUUGUUUGCUAUUUUUAAUAAUCCCAUGUUUUGUCCAAUGGAAAUUGAUUUCUAAAACUUUUAGAUUUUGUGUUUUGUUUUUGUAAUUUACACCUCUUUUCUUUCUGUGAUGUAAGGACCUCUAUAUCAAACCGGUUCCUGGCAACCCUACACCUUAUUCUUUCUUGAUUAUCACCACCUGUACAGUAUAUUUGCCGUUUAUUAUUUUUUUAAAUGCUUCACUCAUUAAAUAUGUUCUACAAUAA